UGGUUGUGAAGGAUAUCCAUAUCUACUUUGCAAUAAAAAUAAUAACAAGAAACAAGGAAUACGAAUUCACUUUACUGUAAUUUUGAUCGGAUUUGACCUUGACCUUGACCUUGGCAUCAAAUUUCUUUCACCACAGCCUUUCAUUCUUUCCGGAAAACCCAUCUGAAAUAGUGUUUCCAAUGGCAGAGGGCAUUUUGUUCGAUCUUGCUGGAAAACUGUUGGAGGGUCUGGGAUCAUUAGCAGCAGAAGAGCUUGAAGCGGCAUUGGGUUUGAAGGAGGAAAUGGAAAAGCUGCCCAAAACUGGUUCGGCUAUCAGAGCAGUGCUACGUGAUGCGGAAGAUCAGCGCAACAGAAAUAAUCACCAAGUACGUCUCUGGCUGGAAAAUCUUAAGGAUGUGCUUUACGAUGUGGAAGACUUGUUGGAUGAGUUCACUUGUGAUGCUCUUCGACAGAAAAUAGUGGCAGGCGAUGGCAAGCCGAAAAAGGUACGCCUUUUCUUCUCGACAUCAAACCAACUUGCUUAUGGUCUCAAGAUGGCUCCUAAAGUUAAAGCCAUUAGAGAGAGACUAGAUGCAAUUGCAGCUGAUAAAGCCAAUUUUCAGCUAAGUGACUGCCCUGUAGAGACACCAAUUGAAGUUAGGGAGAGGGACCAAACAUAUUCCUUUGAGCUUUCUGAAGAAAUAAUUGGGAGAGAUUAUGAUAAAAACAAAAUUGUACGACUACUGCUGAAAUCAGAACCAGAACAAAAUGUUUCAAUUGUUCCCAUAAUAGGCAUCGGAGGACUAGGAAAGACCACGUUAGCAAAAAUGGUGUUCAAUGAUGAAAAGCUUGGAGAUCAUUUCGAGCUAAAAAUGUGGGUUUGUGUUUCGGAAAAGUUUGAGUUAAAGGUCAUUGUAGAGAAAGUCAUUGAGGCUGCGACUAAGACAAAGCCUGAAAGGGACCUUCAGCUGGAAACACUGCAACAUCAUCUUCGAGACAGCAUUAAACGAAAGAAGUACUUGCUGGUUCUUGAUGAUGUGUGGAAUGACGAUCCUGAGAAAUGGCGCAAUUUACGGAAUCUGCUAUCAGGUGGUGCGAGAGGAAGUUGGAUUGUUGUCACUACACGCAAUAAAUUGGUUGCAGACAUCACAGGCACUGUUUCACCACAUAAUCUUCGAGGUCUGUCUAGAAGUGAAUCUUGGUCUCUGUUGAAGCAAACGGCCUUCAAAGAAGAGAGUCGAGAAUCUAAUAAUUCACGAAUAGAAGCGAUCGGAAUGGAGAUUGUAGACAAGUGUAAAGGGGUUCCUCUUGCCUUAAGGGCAAUUGGAAAAGUAUUAUAUAAACGUACAGAAGCAGAAUGGGUAAAGGUGAAUAAAAAUGUACAUAAAUACCUUACUCAUGAAGAAGAAGGUAUCAUGCCAAUAUUGAAGUUGAGUUAUGACCAUCUUCCAUCGCAUUUGAAACAAUGUUUUGCUUACUGCUCUUUAGUCCCAAAGGAUACUUCGUUUUCGGUGCCAAUGUUGAUCCAGCUUUGGAUGGCCUUAGGGUUUGUCCAGCCCCUAAGUGAAGACGAAGAUCUUGAAGACACCGGCUAUGAGUAUUUCAAGGAUCUGGUUUGGAGAUCAUUUAUUGAUUGUGAAUCAAUGGAUUAUUUAGGUAAGAGUUGGUUCACAAUGCACGAUCUCAUGCAUGAUCUUGCCUGCUCUGUUGCUGGGAAAGAGUAUUGCAUCGUGAGUUUGGAAGAAGAAAAUGUAAGUGAAAGAAGUCGCCAUGUUUCAUUUGACAAUUCCUCUGCGGAAAUGGGGAACACCCUCCUUAAAGCAACCAAAGUGAGGUCUUUUGCUGGAAAUAUGGAUUUGCCAUUGUAUCAACAGAAUUAUAUGGCUUCCAUAGCCAAUUAUAAAUAUCUGCGCAUGCUGAAUUUGUCUGGCUCAGAUAUUAAGAUGUUACCGCAUUCCAUUGGAAACUUGAAGCAUCUAAAGGCUCUUUAUCUUUCUGGAAAUAGAUAUCUAUUAAAAUUGCCUAGUUCAUUGUCGAGGCUUCAACUCUUGGAAACAUUAGAUCUCAAUGGGUGCAGUAACUUUAGAACAUUGCCUAACAAAACAAGCAGAUUAGUCAGCCUCAAGCAUCUUGUAAUUGAUGGUUGUCAUAAAUUGGAUUAUAUGCCACGUGGACUAGGGAAACUAACUCGCCUGCAAACAUUACGUUGGUUUGUUGUGGGGAGAACAACAGGUAAGAAUGUUGGUCAGUUAAGCGAGUUAAAUGGGCUGAACAAACUUAAAGGAGAGCUGCAUAUUUUAGGUUUACAAAAUGCUAUUGCGAAACAUGGAUCUACUUACUUGAAAGACAAAUUGAAUUUGAAAUCCUUAGUAUUGGGGUGGGGGUGCAGGGGAGGUGAGGAUGAAACGGUUCUUGAAUGCAUCCAACCACACCCAAAUCUAGAGAAGCUGAGCGUGAUAGGGUAUCCAGGAAGCAAGAUGUCAAGCUGGCUGUCUUCCGUCACGAAUUUAAGUGAACUAAUAUUAUACGGUUUUGCAAAUUGCCAGCAUCUGCAACCAUUGCAUCAGUUGUAUUCCCUCAAAGUUAUUAGGCUUUCAAGAUUAGAAGCUUUGGAAAUUGUUUCGGAGACUGAAAUGCAAGAGGAGUUGGUUUCGGGGAAAUCAACAACAACAUUUCUUCCAUCCUUGGAAGAACUAGAGAUAAAUGAUUGCCCAAAUCUUAAAGGAUGGUGGAAGGGUGAUGUUGGUGAAGCUUCAAAUCCACACUUGCCGUGCUUUCCUUGCCUUUCACAUUUAAUUAUCAAGCAUUGCCCUAAUCUAACCACUAUGCCAUUGUUUCCAUCUGUUAAAACGUUGAAGUUGAAGAAUACUAGCUCAAAGCCAUUUCAAGAGACAAUGAAGUUGAAGAUGACCAAAAUAGAAGCACCAUCAUUAUCAACUCUACAUCCUCUCUCCAAACUGGUAUCUCUGGAAAUUGAUGAGGUCAAAGAUCUACAUUCUCUACAAGAGGAGUUUCUGCAAAACCUAACUUCUCUUCAGACAUUGAUGAUUAGGGAAUGCAUUAACUUGACAUCAAUGCCAGAGGGGAUGCCUGGUCUCACCUCUUUGAACCACUUGGAAAUUAUUGAUUGUCCCCAAUUAUCGAAAAGAUGCCAAAGGAAUACUGGUCUGGACUGGCCUAAAAUUGCUCACAUUGAACGCAUUCGGAUUGAAGAGGGAGGCAUUGUGGAACAUUACAGGGGUUCCAGAGCAAAUUGAUUCAGCCAAUCUAGUUUACGCAUCAUUAUGGAAGCAGAAUUGGCGGGGUAUCGGUUGAUGAAGAGGAAGAAGCAGUAUUACAAGUACCGGUUGAACCGAAUACAGAAAGAGGAAUGGGGGUUUGUCAACUGAUGGGGUGUUUUCUGACAGCAAGCAUGAUUCACCUCCCAGCUAUGAAGAGCACAAUGACAAAUUUAUGACAUCUGGUUCAGGGGGUUCAAAUCUGAAAUCUGGGGGAGAAAAAGUAUUUAUUUCAAUUUUUUCAAUAUCAUGGAUUUGGAGAGAGUGAUAAAGGGUUCACCAUGGACUUUUAAUAAUCACUUAUUGGUUCUACAUAGGCUGCAAUGGGGGAGGAUCCUUUGAAAGUCCCUUUAACUUUUUCCCCUUUUUGGGUACAAUUACAUGAUGUUCCUGUUGGUUUUUUCUCGGAAAAUCUAGCAGUUCAAAUGGGCAAUUUUAUAGGAACUUUCAUGGAGUAUGAUAGUUCAAAUCUGGGAAAACAAAACAGUAAUUUUAUUGGAAUAAGAGUCCAGAUUGAUGUAUGACGGCCUUUGAAGAGGAAAAAACAAAUUAUGUAUUACGUAAAGUGUUCCUAUGUCAGAUUUAAAUAUGAAAGAUUAUCACUAUUUUGUUUCUAUUGUGGACAACUGGACUAUAGUGACUCUUUUUGCGAUGCAAAGAUGGCUUUAGGAGUGGAAAUUGUUGAAAUGGGAUGGGACUUAUCUUUAAAGGCACAAUCAUGUCGAGCUAGAACGAUGAAUAGUGUGUGGCUACGGGAAGAAGGAGAGAGGGAGUGGGGUGAAAGUAAGGAGGGAAGACAAAUUUUGGGAAAUAAUUUGAGGGAUUUAGGGCCAAGUAUAGGCAGCAGAAAUAAUGUAGAUCCCAUAAUUAACUUGGAGGGAAGGUUAACUAAUUCAUGGAAAGGAGGAGAAAAAUCAAAUGAAGGUCAGUUUCAUACCUUAAUGGAACAUAAAAUUAUAUGUUAAUAUGAAAUAAAAUUAUAUUUUUAUUUCUACUUUAAAAAAUAAUAAAAUUUUAAGUUAAUGUUUAA
Gossypium arboreum is the source of this 4287-nucleotide messenger RNA. Its product is annotated as disease resistance protein RGA2-like. The record is from RefSeq and is a predicted model, not a curated record. The coding region runs from base 180 to 3236 and encodes 1018 amino acids. The transcript is spliced from 2 exons. Lineage: Eukaryota; Viridiplantae; Streptophyta; Magnoliopsida; Malvales; Malvaceae. Gene Ontology annotation, molecular function: ADP binding. Gene Ontology annotation, biological process: defense response to other organism.